Symbiodinium pilosum is the source of this 396-nucleotide messenger RNA. Lineage: Eukaryota; Dinophyceae; Suessiales; Symbiodiniaceae. The record is from the annotation of a GenBank genome assembly.
GAGCGUAUGGCCAAGCUGCUGAGCAGCCUGUCUCCCAAAGCUACCGCAGCGGCGCCUGGUGGUCUCCUCACAGCGGCAGCAACAGCAGCGCCUGCUGCAUCCACUGCUGCGGCAUCUCCUACCUUGACUUCUUCGACUUCAUUUGCAGCUCCAGCGCGCCGAACAGAGGCCACGCCUCCUGCAGAGAUGGCGAAGGCAGAGCCCCCCCUCCCUGCAGAGCGAGGGGAGCCUCUUGCGAAGUCGUUUGCCCGGGGCCCUGCCGAAGUCACGGUAGUGCCAGACGACCCUCCUGAGAGCAGGGCAGUCAAGCGACAUGAGCCUGCGGCUCCAGCGGGGCCUCCAAAGCCGGCAAAGAGAUCUGUGCUGGACAUGCUCCUCGGAUCUGACAGCCAGUGA